This is a messenger RNA of Dibothriocephalus latus, 573 nucleotides long. The record is from the annotation of a GenBank genome assembly. Lineage: Eukaryota; Metazoa; Platyhelminthes; Cestoda; Diphyllobothriidea; Diphyllobothriidae.
GUCGCAGUAAUAGCUGUAUACAGUUACUUUAUCUGUCAGAUAAUCGGCAGUCAGUACGUGAAACGAAAUGGCACGCUCACUAUCGCCAGUCAUUCCAACGCUCUGCCUGUGCCAAUCUUUGGCGUGUUCUACUUCCUCUUCCUCAUGGGAUGGCUGAAGCCAGGAUUUUCUCCUUUCAAACAGGUCGCUCUCUGUGUGAUGAACCCCUUCGGUGAUGACUACGAGGAUUUCGAGUGCUCCGAGAUUCUGGACUACAACUUGGAUGUCAGUUACAGGGCUGUCCUGUUAGACGAAUCGACUUUCCCAGAUAGCCUGAAAAGGGCAACCUUCGAGGCCAAGCCGAUGGCCGGGGCGGAGGAUGAUAAUCUGCAAGAAUUCCUCGAAAACACUACCAGGGAAAUCCAAGCGGCCUAUAGCAAUGAGGAGAUAAACGAGUGGGUUUACAACGAUGCUCUAACUUUGGUGUACUAUUUUUUUGGAGACAUUAGACAUAGUGGUAAUUAUAAUGGCAUUAAUCGAGCUAGAGGCAGUAUAGGAAGAAUAUUAGCCGAACAACAACAUGUGCAUCUGUGA